AUGGAGAAGGCAAGAGCGAACAACGGACAAGCGAUUGGGCCGCAGAAAGCUGCGACGACAAACGGCAGGCGGGAUCCACCAGAGCUGUUUUUGGAGGACAAACCCAAGGCAGGCGCAAUUGGGGAGCAGACGGGACAAGGAGGGGGAUGCAGAAAUCCGCGACAAACAGGGGGGAUGCGAGAGACGGAGGAUGAGGAAGAACCGAGAAAGCAGAAGAAAGCAGCCAAAAUCAAAGGCCACGACGAGGGAUUCCGCGAUUGCGGAAGAACGUGGAGGUGGGAAAGAAAUGCGGUUAGACGUCGUUUCGAGAAGAGAAGGUGCGAACAGCGAAUGGAGAGGGAAGAGCGGAUGCUCGCACUCGAAAUCUGGACACGCUCACACUGCGAGAUUCUAAUCUCUGCGGAGUACUCCGCACGUCGCACAUAA
This is a messenger RNA of Sporothrix schenckii 1099-18, 426 nucleotides long. RefSeq lists its product as uncharacterized. NCBI's taxonomy places the organism in Eukaryota, Fungi, Ascomycota, Sordariomycetes, Ophiostomatales, Ophiostomataceae. Bases 1 to 426 code for a protein of 141 amino acids. The record is from RefSeq and is a predicted model, not a curated record. The transcript is spliced from 2 exons.